AUGUCAACCUCCCUUUCAGCAGAAAGCUCUGUCAAGCGGACUAGAAUACUCUACAAAACAACUGCAGAAUCUGCCUUUAUUCCAAGAAGCGAUCCCACCAUUCAUCAAGCCAGUGUGAACCGACGAAAACGACGAGCACCACCACCGUUGCAGCAACAAUCCAGCAGCAGCAACACUACUACCAAUAGCAAUGCCUUGACCAUUGCUGCUUCCGAGGGCACUACUACCACAAUGAAGCCCAUUUCGGCUGCAGAUCCACAAACCGUAAAUCAAACCAGUGGUGCAUUGGUGACCACUGGAGGACCAACGAGUGCCAAGAAAAAGAUUGGAGGCAUUCUAGUGGAAUCUACAAAGUCCAAACAAAAACUCAAAAUGCCCACUCCCGAUUGGCACGCACCUUGGAAAAUAUCCACCGUUCUGUCGAGUCACUUGGGUUGGGUUCGAAGCAUUGCCUUUGACCCUACCAAUGACAUGUUUGCCACUGGUUCCGCGGAUCGCACCAUCAAAUUAUGGGAUUUGGCCAAGGCAUCCGUCGGUGCUCCCGAUGCCUUGAAAUUGACCCUGACGGGCCACAUUUCUCCCGUUCGUGGCCUAGCCUUUUCACCACGACACCCCUACCUCUUUACGGCGGGAGAAGACAAAAUGGUCAAAUGUUGGGAUUUAGAAACCAAUCAAGUCAUUCGGCAUUAUCAUGGGCAUUUGAGUGGAGUCUUUUGUUUGGCGCUCCAUCCCACGUUGGAUGUCUUGGUAACGGGAGGUCGGGAUGCCGUGGCGCGGGUGUGGGACAUGCGGACCAAGACGCAGAUUCAUUGUCUGUCAGGACACGAGCACACGGUGGCGUCCAUUUUGACCAAGUCCACCGAUCCACAAAUCAUUACGGGAAGUCACGAUACUACCGUCAAACUGUGGGAUUUGGCGGCGGGUAAGGUCAUGACUACCUUGACGCAUCAUCAAAAGAGCAUUCGAGCACUGGCACAACCGUCUUUUGAAAAUACCUUUGUUUCCGGAGCUGCAGACUGUUUGAAGUACUGGCAAGCAAAGGAUGGUCGAUUUAUGAAAUCGUAUACCGGUCACAAGGCGGUCGUCAAUGCCUUGGCGGUCAAUGAUGAUGGGGUCUUGGUCAGUGGGGGAGACGAUGGAAGCAUGCACUUUUGGGAUUACAAGACGGGGCAUAACUUUCAAUCUUCGGAAAGUAUUGUUCAGCCGGGAUCUUUGGAUGCGGAAAAUGCCAUCCUGACGGCACAAUUUGAUGGAACUGGCAGUCGGUUGAUUACAGGAGAAGCGGACAAGUCCAUCAAGAUUUGGAAGCAAGAUGAUGAGGCAUCGGAGUUGACGCAUCCCAUCGAUAUGGUGGCAUGGAGGAAAAAAUGCAUCAAGGAAUCAAAACAACGAUACUAA
Molecule: messenger RNA, 1398 nt
Organism: Cylindrotheca closterium
Lineage: Eukaryota; Bacillariophyta; Bacillariophyceae; Bacillariales; Bacillariaceae
Source: the annotation of a GenBank genome assembly